AUGUGGGAAGAGGCGAGAGACAGUUUACCACCAGUAAUAUAUACGUUCCUGGUUCUGGACAUAAUAGCUGUUGCAUUGAGGGCGUUCGUCCGAAUUCGUCUAAGCAAGUCUUUCGGCUAUGAUGACUUCGCUAUGGUCUUUGCGCUGGUAUGCAAAAUUCUGGAAAAUCGCCGGGCGGGCUUUAUUCUGCUCUGCACGUUCACUUUAAUCUCUCUCAAUAACGGUUAUGGUUCCGCGGAGAUGAGACCUGAAUGGAACCCCAUCACGGGUGUAAAGUUCUUUGUGGCUUCUACCCUGGCUUACGUCAUCGUUGUCUACGUAGCGAAAGUCAGUGUCGCGCUGGUACUCUAUCGAAUCGCCGUAACCAACAAACCGAUACAAAAACUUCUAAUCGGAUCCAUCGUUGUAUUAACUAUAUGGACUAUAACGUCGGCUACAAUAGUAGGCCUCCAAUGUCAGCCCUUGAGUAUGAGUUGGGGUGAGAUGCCCAAGGAUGGAAAGGGUACUUGUCUUCCGGCGUACGUGUUGGCAAACGUAGGGUAUUCCAUAAGCAGCAUGGAUAUCGUUAGUUCAUUUUUAUACAGCGGGCUUCCUAUACUGCUACUCAAGGGUGUACAGCUCAGCCUUCGAACAAAGGUGUCCGUCAUGAUCCUGCUCGGGUUAGGUAUAGUGAGCUCCAUUGCCACCGUUAUUCGGCUGAAAUAUCUCGUCGACGUCGCCAAAUUAACGACAAGUGUGGGAGUAGAAGCAUCAAACGCGUAUUUAACGACAUUCGUGUAUUCUGUAACAGAAUUAGGUCUCACGAUCUUCACAGCGUCACUUGCUGCCUUGCGUCCGUUGUUAAAAUUCCUUCCCUUCGGAAACUCGACAAGCCAGGGCUACGGCAGUUCAAAGAAGAAGUCGGAGAUACGUUCAAAUAUGGGCCCUCCUGUAAAGUUAGAUGACCUUGACGUAUCAGGCAGCCAAGAACAUAUCGUUCCACAGGGAAAGAUCCAGAAAGAGACGGAAUAUGAAGUCCAUUAUUCAAAUGUCUAG
Hypoxylon trugodes is the source of this 1035-nucleotide messenger RNA. RefSeq lists its product as uncharacterized. The transcript is spliced from 6 exons. The record is from RefSeq and is a predicted model, not a curated record. Bases 1 to 1035 code for a protein of 344 amino acids. Lineage: Eukaryota; Fungi; Ascomycota; Sordariomycetes; Xylariales; Hypoxylaceae.